Molecule: messenger RNA, 471 nt
Organism: Rotaria sp. Silwood2
Lineage: Eukaryota; Metazoa; Rotifera; Eurotatoria; Philodinida; Philodinidae
Source: the annotation of a GenBank genome assembly
AUGACUUAUCCACCAAAUGCACCAAUCGUCACAUCUCAACCACAACAAUACGAUAUUCAGAGUAAUUUUGGCAUGUUUCCUGGUGAACGUUUACUUUACCAUUGCGAAUUGAAAACAGGAUGCUGUCAACUUGGUGAUGUUUAUUAUACAAGUCUAACUGAUACUCGUUAUGUAUCACGUAUAGAAUUUUGUAUUUGUUGUGGUUGUUGUUGUAAAAAACCUUAUACUGAUACUUCUAUAUAUUUACGUGAUGUUGCUGAACUUCGCGAAGUAACCGAUAAUUGUUGCUACUGCAAAUUUUGUACAAAUGGGUGUUGGACAUGUUGCUGUUGUUGUAUGAUGACAAAGCGUCUUCAAUUACGUGGAUCAUUUGGUUCGCAUAUAAUUCGUAUUCAUGGCAAAGAUACAUCAGAUUUUGAAUCUAUGAUUACAGAAGCCAUUGCUAAACAUAAACCACCUAACCGAAACUAA